AAGAUUGACAGCUUGUACCGCUCUCCUUCAGUCCUUGCGGCAGCGAAUAGCUCCUGUUGUGUGACGGGCACGGUUACAACUCCCAUUGCCCACUGGUUUUCUUCGGAUUUUAUGUGAUACUUUUAAAGAAGUUUACAAAAAGGGCACUCAGUUGGGACUUCAUACGGAUUACGGGGUAUGAGAGAGGAGCGGACGCUACAAACAAAGUAAAAGAUUAGGUAGACCUGUACGUUUGAUGGCUGCUGGGGAUGGAGCCCAGCUGCCGGCCACAGUAGCGGCCAGUCGGAGCGUGGAGAAGGCGCUCGAGGAGGCUGCCGCGAGCGGGGCUCUUAAUUUGUCCAACCGAAAGCUGAAGGAGUUUCCACGGAGCGCCAGGAACUACGACCUUUCCGACAUUACACAUGCAGAUCUGUCUAAGAACCGUCUGUGUGAGCUGCCGGAGGAGCUCUGUCAGUUCAUCUCUCUGGAGACACUGAGCCUUUACCACAAUGGGAUGCGUUCAUUGUCCUCCAGCCUGGGCAACCUCCAGGCCCUCACCUACCUCAACCUCAGUCGUAAUCUCCUGUCCAGUUUGCCCCCGUCGGUGUUUCAGCUUCCGCUCCUGAGGGUGCUCAUUGUCAGCAACAACAAGCUGUGUUCACUGCCUGCCUCCAUAUACUCCCUCGCACACCUCCGACAGCUGGAUGUAAGCUGUAAUGAGCUGCAGUGUUUGCCUGUAGAGCUCGGCCAGCUUGAGGGUCUGAGGGACUUGAACCUGAGGAGGAAUCAGCUCACCACUUUGCCUGAAGAAAUAUCUGAGCUCCCCCUCGUCCGCCUCGAUGUGUCCUGCAACCGCAUUUCCCGUGUGCCCUUGUGCUACCGCCACCUCCGGCAUCUGCAGAGCAUCUCACUGGACAACAACCCGCUGCAAAUGCCACCUGCGCAGAUAUGCUCCAAGGGCAAAUACCACAUCUUCAAGUACCUCAACAUGGAGGCCUGCAAGAGGAGCCAGGAGGAGCUGGAGAGACACCUGAGGCCUACUGGAUUCAACAGCUGUCUGUCAGACCAGGAGCUGUUCACAGGUCAGUUCGGAGGACUGGACUCUGGCUUCAACAGUGUGGACAGCGGCAGCAAACGGUGGUCUGGGAAUGAGUCAGCCGAUGACUUCUCAGAGCGAUCUCUUCGCAUGGUUGAGGUCAGCAGAGACCAGCGGAACCUGGAGGAGGAGGACGAAGAGGAUGGAUCUCCUCUGGAAGCUAACAAAGUGAACGGAGAGGCUGAGCAUGUGGACUUCAUUGACAGCAGUGUGACAGAGGAAGAGGAGGACGAGAUCAGGAUGGAUCCACCCACACCUCCUCUGGAGCAGAAGGAGAGUUCCCCACCGCCGCAAGCCCAGGACACCACAGUAUGCAGGUCCAGCCUCCACGUGGAGGUGGGCCCCCCGUCAUCGGCCUCCUCCUCUCCCCUGUCCCCCUCCAGCCCCACCCUGGAGGAGCGCAGGAGGCCAGGUACCCUGUUCAUCUGGCAGGAGAGAGAGCGUUUGCAGCAGCAGAGAGAAAAGGCCAGUUUGUUGAAGUUGAACACCAAAACAGGAAGUCAUGUGGCCACUGCACCACCGACAGGAAGUAGUUCAGCUGGUGCAUCUCCAGAAAACAGCAACUCACACUCAGGCCUUCGGCAGCGAUGUGCAAGUGCUGACCAGAUGAGCACAGCAUCUCCUUCAAUACAUUUGCAUCGCUCCAGCAGCAGAACAGAUGUCCCGUCCUCCCCGAAGACGUCUCCGCCACCCGGCCAGGCUCAAAAACCCAACAGCUUCCUGUUCCGCACCUCCUCCCGCAGCAACGUCAAACCCACAGCGGGACCAGUCUUUACUCUUGGUGAAUCUGGCAGAAGUGAGUCUCGCAUGACUCUCCGUUCUCCAAAAGAGGAGAGAGCAAACAUCACACAACUGCGCAAGACUCUGGAGUCUCGGCUGAAGAUCACUCUGCCGGAGGAUCUGGGUGAGGCCUUAUCCAAUGGCACCGUCCUCUGCCAGCUGGUCAAUCACAUUCGCCCACGCUCCGUGUCAAUCAUCCACAUUCCCUCCCCAGCAGUGCCAAAACUGAGCUCAGCAAAGAGUCGACUCAACGUGGAAAACUUCAUUGCUGCUUGUCGCAAGCUGGGAGUCCCUGAGACGGACGUGUGUGUGUGCUCUGAUGUGCUUCUGUGUAAGCUGCCCGCUGUGCUGCGCUGUGUGACGGCCCUGCUGGCCGCGGAGGGGGGGGGGACGGCAGAGGACCAGUCGCGCUGCCACUCCUCACAUUCAUCGUCAUCGUCCUCCUCCUCCUCGCUGCUGUCCACAGAUUUCCUGCUCUUCUACUGUGCAGUCAUGGCCCUGCUCUACAUCCUCUACUGCUACCUGCUCACCUAGAGGAGCAGCCCCCGGCACGCAGUACUUAUGUGUAUAUUCGCAUGACUGUUGACCUGCUCUACACACGCAGCCAGAGUCUGUGUCUGUGUCUGUGUCUGUGUGUGUGUGUGUGUGUGUGUGUGUGUGCGCAUACCUUCCAUGGCUGCAGAGCACAGCUGCACUGGUUGGAUGUUUGAGCCAUAUAGAGCUUUGAGCUGAGCACCUUUAAGAAACAAACAGAAUACACUCCAGUACACUGACGCUACAGCUUUCAUUGAGGUGUUAAGAUGAACAGAAAGCACUACACUGUUGGACAAAUACUGUAAGAGCGUAGAUGAUCAGUCACAGGCCUUAGCCUCGUUUAGGCUUCACUCUGUGACGCACAGCGUGUUCGGACGGGAUGACACUUUUCUGUUUGUUUGAGGCAGAGCUGCGCCACAUGCACACACAAUCUCACUGGUUGUGACAUGAAAGGGUGGAGCAAAGGAACCACACCCUCAGCUGAAUCCCACUGACACACUAUGUCUUGUGCUCAUGCCUGCUGUUUACCAGCGAGGUCAAACAGCUGUGACACAAGCUUUGUGGUCGUGGACUUUGAGUGUAUGUGGAAGAUUGACUCUGUAUCAGGCGGGAACAGAUCAGGGCCCAAAUGCUGUUGGCUAACAGAUUGCCCGAGGAAAGUUUAUAUGGCCAGUGUGGCUCUUUUUUUUCUGGUUCUUUCUGAGCAUCACUAGGCCGGAGGGACUGUGGUUCUUUAGCUCUGCUCUCCAAGUUCUACCUUGAGAUUAUUUCUGCGUUCAGAGCAGCUCUACCUCUGAGUGUAUUCAAACUCCAGGCCGAUCGCUCAUCCUGAGAAAUUGUUUAAGUAGCCUGAGACUGAACUGUGAAUGUGAUGUGAUUUUUAGCCUUGAGGCAGAUGCAAGUUGGUGAAAUGUGGAACCUGGAUGUUAAGUGAUGUUAUGUCUAACACGACAAUGUAACAGUGAGACAAGUGAAGCAGUGCCUCUUACUGAACAUUGGCAGAGAUGGCUCUUAUUUUUGUCUGCUAUUUUAACUGUGAGCAGCAGGGGGCGAUGUCGCUGCGUCAAUCCCCCUUGCAGGCUUCAUGUGUCCAAAGUGACGGUACAAACCCCUCAAGGAGGUUGUGUGUGUAAAGUCUUUGUUGUCAUUGUCACUGGCCCCUUUGACCAGCUGACUUCAUUUUUGUAUAAAUGUAAACAGUUUAUUAAAUUAUUGCUUUUUUUUUAUUUAUUUUGCAUUCUAUUCUGUUUGUGUUUGUUUUUGUUUCUGAGGUGAAACAGCAGAAGCUUCACCAAUUCAGUUAAGCCUGUAAACUCAUAGUUUUAAAGGCCCAUAAAGCUUUGUAAAAUCAAUGUGUGGACUUUAAAUCACACAUGCAGGUGAAUUAGAUGUAAUCAAUAUUCAAUUAUUCACAGUUGAAAUAACAUUGAUUGUUUAAAAGUUUUCCCUUUUGUUGAAUUGGUAAAUAAUUGAUUCCCUAGAGGCCACACAUUGAGCCUCUGCUGUUUCUACCACUUGCUGUGUCUGGCUUAUUGCUCACAGAAGGUCAAUGUCUGCUACUAAACACUGACUGGAAUCUGAUUAUAAUCCUUAUUUGACUGAUGGGUAGUUUCAAAGCUAAUAUCAAGGGUAAGCUUUUUGGAAUUCUACAACUAAAGCCCUACAAAUAAACCUCAUUUAUUCUAAACCACAAGUGGGACACUAAAACGUUCUAAUUAACGAACUAAAUGCAGAUGUUCAGCAUAAUUUGUUCAGACAGAAAACUUCAGUGACUCAAUAUAAGUGGAAAAUCAAAUAAAGAAAUAACCUAAAAUAUUGUUUUUAGGCCUCUUGCCCAGUAACGUACAAGAGGUGAACAGGUGAUAUUUUCCCUUUCAGCAAAGGAUGCGUUUGUUUAACCCUGCAGUCAGCAGGACUGACUCUUAAAAUAUGGAGCCCCAAAUUUUUCUAUACUAAAUAAUUCUGAAAGAAUUCCUUUGAAUACAUUUGGAACAUAUAUACCGUAAAUGAACCUACAAUUUAACCAAUUAUUAAAACCGCUGUCAUUAUUGUUAUGAAAUACUAUGUCAUCAUUUUAAGUAUCAUAAAAGUUCUGCUGGAGUUCAUUUUUAUGUCAUAGAAACUUUUAUUUCCAGAACUGUUUGUGUCACAAUGACAUUGAUGCUUAUGACACUUAUUCCAUGUGGGUUUAUUUCCUAAUACUUUUAUACAUCAUAACAGUGGUGUUGUCUCCAUUCACAAAUUCUCCAUCCUCCAUUCGCAAAACAGCGUUGCCAAAAAACAAACCCUUAAGCAGAUGGAAACUUAAAACACUUGAAAAUAAACCUCUCCAAAAAAACAACAUAAAAUGCAUGUACAACACACCACAGUCAUUACAGUCACAUGAAAUAAACUUUGUUGUCACAAAAGCAGAAAAAAUGUCAAAUAAUUAAACACAAUGUAAGAAAAAUCUAAAAAAACUCAAGUAAAAUCCCAUACGAUAUACGAGUUAUGUAUGCUUUACACAAUGUAUUCAGGAUUAGUUCAUAACAUCUUAACUUAGCAAUGGAUUCUUGGGGAUGUCAAAUGAAAAAAAAAGCCAUUUGUUGAACUGCAGUCUAGUUUUAUAACUUAUUCAGAAGUCAGGAUGUCCACUGUAAAAACCUUCCUCCCUGGCUCCAGUUUUUUAUUAGCGUGUUGUUAAGAUAAAAUUUAUACUGUUUCAAAUGUAUAUUUUAUAAAUGGAACUGGAUAAGCAGCAUACAGUCAUUCUUUCACUAGACAAGCUAUUUCUGAAAUAUGUUAGUGGAACAGAAAUACUAUUGUAUUUUAUAUUUAUAUGAUACCCGUGUAUUAUUAAGAAUCGUUUUUCAGUUUAUAUAAAUCUCUACGUUUUUUUCCCUCCACCCGCUGUAAAGAAAUUAUUAAAAACAAACUUGGACCAUGUGCUGUUUGUCUGCUUGCUUGCUGUCAUGCUUUUGCCUCACCGGCCAAGAACUGAAUGUGAUCAGGGUAUCUGCAGCUCCUUAAUAUAUUUUGACAAAAAAUUACUCAGGGUUCACUCACUGGCUUUUGUAUGAAGCUUCUCAUAGUCUGCAGAAGACCAGGUUAGUCCAGUUGUCAUCCUGUCACCACAGUAUAAAACUAUAUAAUGUCAAACUACUAUUUCAAAGUCUGGGGACCUUCAAAGCAUUAAGGGUCAGAUGGUUUUGGUCUUUCAUGGGAUCUGUUGACAACGAGGAAAAAUAUAGAAUAACAUUAGAUUCAUUCUUUAAACACACAAGCUUCAGCAGUAACUGGUGGAGUUAGAAAGGAAGACCAAAUCCUGCACAUUCACUGUCAGAUCAGUACAGGACAGUCUGAUUUUUACCAGCUUGGUUCCUUCCUAUUGCAUUGCUUUUUAAGUCACUUUGAACAACACAUUCAGGCUGAUGCAAUGUGGUAAAAUUUUGAGCAGGCAUGCAGGUAUCCUGAUGUGAAUCCACUCUGCCCUGUGCUUUAACCUCUUCAAAAGCUCAUGUGUGCUCUCCAAACAGCAGGUUUACCGUCAUAAAUUCCAGCUGGCCCAUGUUGGAGCAGGUGAGUGCGCUGAGCCAAGGUCAGUGAAAAGACAGAAAUCAGCCGAUAGGUUUGUACUGCACCUUUCACAAAAAGGAUGUUCAAACGGUUCUGUCGCCUGUCUGAUUCUUCCUCUCUGCAUCACUUCAGUCUGCAGUCUGCCUGCUGCUCACACACACACACCCCACUGCAAGUGUGUAUUGUCAAGCUAUGGUACAGUCUUCAUUUUGUGUGUGUAGUCAGACUCUUAAGGUUCACCAGUUAAUCAAGUAAUCACUACACAGGCAGCAGCACUGAUUAUGUAGAUUUAAUCAUUUCUCAGACAGACUGGGAAAUGUCAGUUUUUGUGGGUGAGUGAGUUCCUCAAGGGGUCUUUUCAAGGGUCACUGAGGACGUUCCAACGGGCCCAUCUUACUGUCUGCAAAAUGCAAAAGCCUCAGAAUCGCUGCCAUGCAGGAGGGACUAUGAAUCCAUCAACAUGUGGUGCAACAACUAGCAGGACAAACAUUCAGUGCAGUGUCUGUUGAGUGUGAUAGCACUACUUAGUUUGACAACCAGCCGAAUCUGGGCUAUGCAUGAUGACAGUCAUACAUCAUUACCAGUAGGACAUUAAUUGGGGUCCGAUUCAGAACUUUGCUGUUGGGACCCUCAAUAUCUCUUGCUUUCUGUGCAUUGUUGUAUAGGUACCUUGUUCGGCAGUUGCAUCCUGCAGUUUGCUUCAAACAAUCGAUGUACAUCAUAAGGCUUUCAAAUUGUGCAGGACUGUCACAUGACCAGAUUAUAUUAAGUCAGCCAGGUUACCUAACCAUCAAAUAAGAAUGGAUUAACAAACUACAAAUAGAUGACUACAGGCACACGCUCAUGCUCAGAGGCUGGAUACAUCAGAGGCUUUUUAAACAUUUACUGCUACAAACCAUACCGCACAACUGGUCCAAUCCAAAAUUGGACGCUAUUAUACAGCUGCCAUUUUAGAUUUGACUCAGAAAUGUGACUGCUAGUGUCAAGACUGGACGUGGCUUCUACCCAUGUCCUUUCUACGCUUGAUUGCUAGCAGGAUGGCUCUGUUGGUCCACCGCCACUUUGGCCCAGACUUGAAUAUCUUAACAAUUACCACAAAAUGUGGUUCAGACAUUAAUGUUUCCCUCAAGAUGAGGUCUAAUAACUUUAAUGAACCUCUGACUUUUCCUCUAGAGCCAUCACCAGGCCGAAGUAUAAUUUGUAAUUUUACUUUGAUUUGUGACCAAAUAACUUGCAAACUAAGGCCACUCGCAUCAGCCACACUUGUACUUUAUGUGAUUACAUCCCUGAUUCCAAAAAAAUUGGGACACUUUAUAAAACACAGAAUAGAAUUAUUUGCAAACAAGUUUUGCAAAGUGUUCCUGAGCCCAUGUAGUAGUAACCUUCAUACAAUCGUUUGUAAUGGUGAAGUGGUGAACCUCAAUGCCAUCCUUGCCUAUAAAGAACUGAGCCUUUGGAGGAUGUUCUUUUCAUACCCAGUCAUGAUACUAUCACUUUCUACCAAUGAACCCAUUUACCUAUGGAAAGUUGUGGAGUGUGCUGCCGCCAUCAAAUUCAAAUUCACAAUAAGCAUAAAUUUACAAAAAUCAUUUUAAGUUAAUAUACUCAUAUGCUAAACUAAGAUGGCGACCGUGCAACACAUAACCUCCAUUCAAUUUGUUGAAGUUGUGUUCUGUUGUCACAACACAGGACAGUUCGUUUGUAACGUUAUUCAGCCAUUAUUGUUAUAGCAACAUCGAGCUGGUACAAGCAGCACCAGCUGACAAACAACACAUUAUGCUGCUUUUCACGUCUAAAAUUACGCAAAACCACAGAAAAAAAACUCUGAAAAUGACAAAUACAAAUCGAAUGCAACAAUAAUACCUGCUCAACAUCAGCGUGUCAGCAUCAUGAGCAUGUUACUAUGUGCAUAUCAGAAGUUAGCUCAAAGCACCACUGUGCCAAUGCAGCCUCAGAUAAUUAUGUAGCUGUUAUCAUGGUCUGUUUAAUAUUUGUCAGUUUUUCUGAAGGUGUGGUUGACAGGGUAUCCUAAUGGAUUAGUCACAAUAACCUCUAUUGAUUGUUACUGUGCGCUUGUUUAACAUAAAUGCUCUGCAGCAGUCAGAGCAGUGGGUCGGAUGGCAAUGUGCACUUUGGAUUAACAGUGAACAAUGAGAGGUCAAACUCUAUAAACGUCAGUUGACACCAGGAAAGUUCAACAAAGGUAUAGAUACAGGUUUAGCUCACAGUUAGAACCCAACUGCCACAUGCUGUCCAAUCCCAUAUUUCUAUGUGUCCUCACUGGGUUAUGUUAGGGUACUUUUCUCCAAAUAUAGCCAUCCUAAUUUCUGAAUUCCCUAUGGGCGCUUACAUUUACUUAUUGCACCUAAUCGGUGCCUACAAUAUAUGCCCUGUUGCCUCCAAGUUCCCAUCAAGAAGAUGCACACUGCUGACAUGCUGGCUACUGGCUACUUUAUUACAUUACCAAAACAAAUGAACUCUUGUUAGGGUUCAAGCCCUAAUGGGGCAGAAUCCAACUGAGGUUGUCUAUUUAUCAUUAUUAUUUUUCUGCCACAAAAGUUCAAAUUGUUGUGAGUUGGAAUAAGGUAGCAAUACAGAACUUGGCACAAUAACUGGAAAUGAUAUGCAAAUGCUUCACAAGACAUAUGAGGCCAAUAGGUCAUAUGGUACCACUAUAACAAAGGCCCAAACAAUAAGACCAUGUCCCUUACACUGUAAUUCUGAUUGACAUACAAGUCUAAUUCAGUAUGCCCUAUAUAUAUAUAUGUGUGUGUAUAUAUAGUAUAUAUAUAUAUAGUAUAUAUAUAUAUAAGAUGGUUACUUAGCUUUAGCCAUCUCUAGUUAUCCAAAUAUCUAGCUAACAUAAAGACAUACAGACUUGAUGAAUGCCAAUGUUUGAAUGAAGGCAACACUUCAUCAUCAGUCAGAUCAGAGCUCUUUCUUUUCCAUUAAACAUUCAAACAUGACCAAAUGUUUCUCUAUUUUACAACAAGUCUGUCUUCAUUGUGAAGUGACUGGUUGCUUGUUCCAAAGGAAAGUGAAAGUAACUGCCUGAUUUAAUGGCUUUUCAUUUCAGACCUGGAGGCAAUAAACACUUCAAUACUGAACAGGGUCUGUGGAUGUUUCUGAUAUUCACUGUAUAUGAGACUGAAAUGACAUGCUUUGCUGCAGAAUGUCAUUGAGCAUGUCUUAUAAAUGUGUUAACUCUUUCACCACCAGGUUGGCCUUUAUGUUCACAGUUUAGAAGAAAUGACAACACAUCUGUCACAUCUAACAGACAGAUUGUUGCAGAAAAAUAAUGUCUUACGUCAUCAGCAAUCAUAUUUUCUGUUGAAAGCUUCAACCCUUGGUCAACAAUGUUUAGGUGGGCAGUGUGUGUCAAAGAACAUCCACAUGAUUGCCAGAACCCAAGCUUUCCCCACAGAACAUUGUAUUGUAAACAGAUGAUUAAUGUGAUUCAUUUCACCUGUCAAUGGUUUUAAUUUAACUUCAGUGUCUUUUGAAGUUCCAAACAAUAACAACAUCAACUUAUUUUGAUGGCAUUAAAUUUGGACUGAAUCUGUGGGUAGCGGCAUGUACUGCUACAAUGUUAUUCUUAAUGCUACCACCUGUUGGCGCUAAACAAAGGAAUCUUCAGAUCCUUCAGUGUACAUAGUGGCUUUAAACAAGCUUAAUGUUAUUUCCUUGUAAUCCAUCUAGGGCUUUCCUCAGCUUCUUCAAAACUAAAGUAACCUUACAUUUACCUGAAGUCAACCAACUGCUGAGGUUAUGAAGACACAGUCGCAUGUCAUUCUGCAAAUUAGAAGUGAAUUAGAUUAAAAAUUCACUUCCUUUCUGUUUGACAGUGAAAUACAAAUGACAUCACGCUGUGUUCAAAUAUAUAUCCACCUACUAAAGGUCAAAGGCUACCAACCAGGCAAAGGGGGUAUUCCCCCGCGUUUAUUAUCCCUCUGCAACAUCAUUUUUUCUAUCUAUUUAAAAUGCCUUUGUUAUUUUGGUAUAAAAUAUGUACCAGAGAGUAAGCCAGGUAGUAUUAUUUCAGCAAAGUUGUAGUUUUUGGCUAUCUGAAACUAUCACGUAUGGUCUGAUGUGUUAAAAACUUGGCGGCAACAGGGUACACAUAGAAAAUUCACAGAGGACAGGCUGUGGAUGGCAGGGGGAUGAACAGCCAAGUUCUGUCCUUUAAAAUGAAAAUUCAGUCAUUAGCUACUCACCUCACGCCAAUGGAAAGUUUGCUUCAUAAAACAUUUCGGGAGCUUCACUGCGAAACAGCAUUGAAGAAUUCUCCUAAACAAGUGAAGGAGCUGGGGACUUCUUUUAAAACUUUUAAAACAACCAAGAAAAUAAUAAAAUGGGUCCAUGCAGCUUGUCCCAGGUCCCAAAUUGAUUUGAAAAGAAAACACACCCAGUCUGAAGAUUGUGCGCCAGAAUGAUUAUUAUUAAAGCUGCCAGUAACAGAGCCAUUCAAUAUAUAGAAAAGCAAAGCAAAAGGUAUUCAAGUCUGGAUGAAAAUAUAUGUAUUUUAACUGCAUCUGCGAAUUCCUUUCUUUCUCCAUUCCCAGGAUUCAUUGUGUUCCCCCCAACUCAUCAUGGAGGAUGAUGGGUUGAGUCGCCUGGCUCAGACAGUUCAGGUGUUGGUUGACUUGGCUGAUGGCUCCCAGCGGACCCUGAAACAGGAAGUGUCUGCAGAGACUUAACAGUUUUAUAUCAAAAAGAUCAUCUCAAGACAGUGUUAUUUUCAAUAUGCUUCAUAUUUCACAACCAAAGAUCAAAUACAUGGAAACAAUAAAAAAGACUGUAAAUGAC
Molecule: messenger RNA, 10750 nt
Organism: Scatophagus argus
Lineage: Eukaryota; Metazoa; Chordata; Actinopteri; Scatophagidae
Gene: lrch4
Product: leucine-rich repeats and calponin homology (CH) domain containing 4
Exons: 18
Coding region: 236-2389 (717 amino acids)
Molecular function (GO): protein binding
Source: RefSeq, a predicted model, not a curated record